AUGGACUCUAUCAAGCAGGGUGCCAACUACAUCUCGGAGAGCGCCAAGCAAGCCAUGCAUGGCGUGUCCAAGGACGCCAACAAGGAGGUCGCCAAGGAUAACAACGCCCCCAUUGGCACUCGUGCCUCGGCCGCCAAGGAUGCUCUCGGCGACAAAUUCAACGAGAACAAGCAUGAUGCCAAGGCGGAAGCCCACAAGCAGCAGAUUUGA
Molecule: messenger RNA, 210 nt
Organism: Drechmeria coniospora
Lineage: Eukaryota; Fungi; Ascomycota; Sordariomycetes; Hypocreales; Ophiocordycipitaceae
Product: glucose repressible protein Grg1
Exons: 2
Coding region: 1-210 (69 amino acids)
Source: RefSeq, a predicted model, not a curated record